This is a messenger RNA of Perca fluviatilis (European perch), 807 nucleotides long. RefSeq names its product tumor necrosis factor receptor superfamily member 14-like. Lineage: Eukaryota; Metazoa; Chordata; Actinopteri; Perciformes; Percidae. The transcript is spliced from 7 exons. The record is from RefSeq and is a predicted model, not a curated record. Gene Ontology annotation, biological process: positive regulation of cytokine production involved in immune response; defense response to Gram-positive bacterium; negative regulation of alpha-beta T cell proliferation. Gene Ontology annotation, cellular component: external side of plasma membrane. Gene Ontology annotation, molecular function: protein binding. The annotation marks the transcript as partial.
AGAAGAACAAGAAGAAUGUGCGCCUGAUUACGGAGAAGAACCUCACUUGGCUCAUUCCGGAAGAUUCUGACACCACUGUGCGAUGAUUGUCCACCUCCUGCACCUAUGACAGAUGGUGUUCCUGUUUGGAUUUGACGUCUCUCUUCCUCCCAAAUCUGAGGGAGAUGUCUUCAGUCCAUAGAAACUGUGAUCCUGCCGUAUACAAUGAUGUUAAGAAAACAUUUGACAGUUGCACCAUUGCUGAUACUUGUGCUGAGUGUCUUCAGAGGACAUACCCUCACAUGUAAUCCAACAGAGUAUGAGAACGGGGAUCAAUGCUGUCCUACGUGUUCUGUAGGAAGUCGAGUUAGAAAACAUUGCACAGAGUUCAGAACAACUUCCUGUCUGGAUUGCGAUGAGGGAACAUUCAUGGAGCGUCCUAGAGGGUUUACAGAAUGUUUUCCCUGUGCACGCUGUGAUUCAGGUUCUGGUUUAAAGAUAAAGACGCCAUGUACGACUACCUCAGAUACAGUUUGUGAACCACUGGAGGGAUUCUACUGUAUGUUAUCUUCAGAAAACAGCUGUAUGAAAGCACAGAAACACAGCAGCUGUCAACCAGGACAAUAUAUCAGCCAAAAAGGAACAGCAUUAAGGGACACUGAGUGCUCUGACUGCAGAGAUGGAACAUUUUCCAAUGGGACAUUAUUGACAUCGUGUCAGCCACACACACAAUGUCAAUCAUUGGAUCUUCAGCUGAUAAAACCAGGAACUGCUUCAACAGAUGCUGAAUGUGGAGAACAAGGUUCAGGAGCUGUAAUUGGCGUGGUU